Messenger RNA from Notodromas monacha, 446 nucleotides. The record is from the annotation of a GenBank genome assembly. Lineage: Eukaryota; Metazoa; Arthropoda; Ostracoda; Podocopida; Cyprididae.
GUUUUGCUCAGAACGAAAGAUCAACAUGUAUUUCCACUUUUCUUAUUCUGCUCUUGAUCGUAAAGAUAAGAGCCCAAAUUGACAGGAAAACUGUAGCCGAGCGCGACGGGAAAAAUAUAUAUUCAAAGUGUCAAAUUUUGAAAACGGAGGAAGUUUGUUACCGAAAAAUGUCAAAAUCGCAAACAGAAUAUUCAUCCGGUGAUUCAGAAACUUCAGUCAAAAUCUGCUUAGCACCACUCAGCACUGAUCCAGUUGCCAUUCAGAAACGUCAGGAAUGCUGUAAUUCCAACGAGUUUAUUACUGUGGAUGCGGCUAAAUCCGGACAUGUGAAACGGGAAAUUCGAGUCAUGGCUGACGGCGUCUACGACUUACUCCACAUGGGACACAUCCUUAUGCUUAAACAAGCCAAAGAAGCCUUUCCAAAUGUGUAUUUGAUCGCAGGCGGU